This is a messenger RNA of Mangifera indica (mango), 1824 nucleotides long. RefSeq names its product protein ENDOSPERM DEFECTIVE 1. Bases 186 to 1637 code for a protein of 483 amino acids. Gene Ontology annotation, cellular component: cytoplasm; nuclear microtubule; centrosome. Gene Ontology annotation, biological process: spindle assembly; centrosome cycle. The record is from RefSeq and is a predicted model, not a curated record. Gene Ontology annotation, molecular function: microtubule binding. Lineage: Eukaryota; Viridiplantae; Streptophyta; Magnoliopsida; Sapindales; Anacardiaceae. The transcript is spliced from 6 exons.
AACGGCUAGUUUUUUCCCCCUCAUCCUUUUUACCACAAAACACCGAUUGAACUCGGUUCUCUGUCUCCGUCCAACUCGAACGCCUCUCCAAUUCUCAAUCGCCGCCACGGAUCCUAUCAUCUUGAACAUUAGUUUUUCAUUUCAUUUUCCUAAUCCAAUAAAACGGAUCGAAUCAAAGAUUAAUCAUGAGCCAAGUUAUGACGCUGCGAGUUGAGCAGGCUGCCUUUACUACUACAAACUCCAUUUCCACCCCUGCAGUGUCCAUGGCUCCGCCUCCUCCUCCUCCGCCAACUCAUCGCCGUCCCCGAGUCAGAGAGGUCAGUUCCAGGUUCAUGUCUCCCGUCGCAUCUUCAUCUUCGUCUUCGUCUUCAUCCUCGCGGAAUCACAAAUUGCACCAGCAGCAGAACCAUGGACGGCACCAAGAUAGUAGUCAUGUGGAAGGCACGUUUUCCGCCUUCGAGAAUCAUCGUCACAUCGAAACCACUCGGAGCUUGGAGUCGCCGUUUUUAUUCCAACGGCCUAGUAGACAUCAACAACGACAGCCGCAUCAACGGAGAUCUGGUAACUCCCUGAGACCAGAUACUCCGACUGUGAUGACGUCAUCGUUAUCAUCAUCGACUAGGCCUAGACUCAUCCAACGGACCACGGCUGCUACAAAGCUUUUACAGUCCUUAUCAUCUCAAGACGACACGUCAUCAAACGCUUCUGAUGAUAAUUCUUCACAAUUAUCAGAGUCCGAUGUGUUGCCAACGGUUUCCAAUCGAUUGCCGGGCGAGAGAAACAUCAACAGAGUUAAUUCUUCCCUCAGUCUUCGUCUCUCUAUUGCUUCUGUGAAAGGCAGUGAGAAGGCAACACCAGCCGUUUCGAGGUCUUUUACUAACUCUGGGAAAGUUGAGGGCUUUUCUUUGCCUCCAGUUGCGCCGCCACAAACAAAGGCCGGGACAGAUGUUAGGAAAGGGAAGAAAGUUUCAAGCCUUCAAGAAGAUGUACAGUCUCUAAAAUUGCUACACAAUCAUUAUCUGCAGUGGAGGUUUGCUAAUGCUAAGGCUGCGGCCUCUAUGCAAGCUCAGAGAGGAGAAACCGAGAGCACACUUUACUUUUGUGGGUUUAAAAUAGCGGAAAUGUAUGAUUCAGUGAAAAGAAAACGCAUUGAACUUGGGAUUCUGCGGAGAACAAAGUUGUUAUCAACAGUUCUUGAAGCUCAGAUGCCAUAUCUGGAAGAAUGGGGUGCUUUGGAAGGUGAUUAUUCAAAAUCUUUGUCAGAAGCAAUUCAAGCUUUGGUGAAUGCCUCACUUCAACUUCCAAUCGGUGGGAAUGUUAGGGCUGAUGUUAGAGAGGUGGGGGAGGCACUGAAUUCUUCUGUGAAGUUGAUGGAAACUAUAAUUCUCAAUGUUCAAAGCUACAUGCCAAAGGCAGAAGAAGUGGAAUUCUUGAUGUCAGAACUAGCAAAGGUGACUGGUGGGGAAAGAGCUCUCAUUGAAGAAUGUGGAGGUCUAUUAUCGAAGACACACGAAUAUCAGGUGGAAGAGUGUAGCUUAAGGGGUCAAUUUAUGCAACUGCAUAAGAGGCUUCCUGCUAAAUUACAGGAAGAAGAAAUCAAAAAUUCUUCAUCACUACGUGCUGUUCAUAUGAGAUAAAAGACUGGAGGCUUUUUAUUUUUUUGAAAUUUCUUCUUCUCUUGGGGUGGAGAGUAAUCAAUUCUUUCUACAAAUUAAAAUUUUAGGCUAUGGAGUGAAUGAUCAGGCUAGAUUGAAUGAUUUGUUGGCCAAAGGACCUAUUCCCACCCAAGUUUUAGUCUAUUUUCAAAUAGCCACCCACAGAGUA